UAGAGAAAAAAAGUCGAAAAAUCCCAAGGAUAAAAUCAAGUUCGAGGACUCGUGAUCGCAUCAAUCGCCGGAUAAGUCACGUCCUUGCAUGUGUUCAGCGAAAGAAAGUGCGUAAAACGCCAAAGUUGAUAGACAUUUUGCGUUAAAAAAAAAUCCAAUGAGAAGAUUCGUCGAACAAAAGUCUUCACUCACUAAUGCGGCGAUCUACUAAUGUUCAAUAAUUCGUUUGAUGUCACCACAAUGCAAAGUUUGGAAACGACAUGCCCGGAAAAUGAUUAUUUAUUAAAUGAUGCUUACUGCAAACUCCGAAACUCACCCACGACAGCAAAUAACGCCGCCACGACGCUCCUGCUGGACCACCAUCAGCAACAAUCACCACAAACAACAGCACAGUAUCCAAACUUACCUCCUAGUCCAAUCCUUAGUCAUAACAACCAUUUGAAUCAUCAUCAGCAGCAGCACCAGCAUCAGUCGUCGAGCAAGGCGAAUCACGUCUACAACAGCGGCAGUGGCGUAAAGCGACGCGUGCUCGAUGGGGGAGGCGGCGGGGGCGGCGUCGUCGGAAGUGGAUCUCCGGCAAAAAAAUCAAAAUCGUUACAUCACCAGCAGCAGCAGCAGCAACAACAAAUACCGAACAACGCAAAUAACAGUCAUGAAUAUCAUCACCACCAACACCAUUCAACGUCCAAUUUUGUAUCAUCCUCCACUUCCGCAUCCACAGCUGCUUCCCUCGCGUCUUCUUCAGCCACUUCUGUGUCGCAGGCAGCUUCGAUUCAUGACAAGCUUAGGGAAUUGUACGUUGAAUUAUUAGCCGAAGAUAACAGUGAAGCUAAUAAGUUAAAUUUAAAAAAUACAUCAUUUUUGCUAGAAAAAUUAGUUUUAAGGGAUAAUCUAAAUACACUAAUAAUUAACUUGUAUCCGGGUAACAAAGGAUAUUCAGUAGCAUUUAGGAAUGAAAAUGAAUUAAGUAAUCAACAGGAAUCAGCAAGUAGUCGAGUUAACACGACAAAAUAUGGUGCCUCAGCGUCAUCAGGAAUUACGACGAAUCAGCAGCAAUCGGGCAUAAAUGGCGGUUCCUCGGAUUUGAGUAACGAAGAUCUGCAGGAAACCAUCCAAUGGCCUUACGAAGAAGACGACUUACUGGAGUGUCUGGACAACGAAGAGUUGCCGCUCAUUCUCGUCGACAUUUUGCGCGACCGUUAUCCCAGUCUCUUCUAUGCCGGCUGCGUAAUUGCCGAAGUGCGGGACUACAGGCAGUCCUUUCCCAUCACCACCUGUGAUACAUACCACGUGUUGUUACGGCCCACCAACCAAACGAUUCUGGCAGACGUGACGUCGCUCACGCACGACGGCGACUGGAGUGCCGACGAACGUCUCGCGCUCGAAAGUCAGUUAGUGCUAGCGACAUCGGAGCCCCUUUGUCUGGAUCCCGAUCCGGAAAUUGGCGUAUACGCCAUCAAUCAGCAGUUUCGACGACAAAUUUUUAAUACGGCACCCAUUCGACGACAAGCGAAAAAGUUUAGUCAGGUCUCGAUCAAUCGCAAACGGAAAUUGGACCAAUUUACGCAUAAUUUCGGUCUGGAGUUGUCGGAUUUCAUGACGCGAUAUCGCAUGCGACCGCGUCAGUAUCAAACGAACAAGAGCGGCAAUUAUUUUACGUUACCCAAGAAGCCGGUCGAUGUGAUUCAGCCGUUGAAGGUGCGAAAUAUCGACUUGCCAGACACACUGACGCCCCCCUCGAGCGUCGAUGUCAUGAGAUUCGCACGUCCCGUGAACAUGCCCGGGCAUAAUAACAAUUCGGAGCCGCAACUCGUGGAAACUCACAUUUUGGAGACAGAUCGUGGCGGAGGACGAGUGUAUCACAUAAAACUAUCGAUUUUUCAACGACCUUCGACGCUGGAGUUCCUCGGAGAGCUUUACGUCGACCGAGAUUAUCGGGAAGGCGAGCGGAAUGGUGAAUCCUGUUCGUUCACGCUCGGCUCUCGAGACCAUGCCAAUCGCUAUAUCAAGCAAUUUACGGAGAUUUUCACGGAAGAAGGCCGCAAAUCCGUCAAAAUCACAGAAAUUUUCAAAGGACAACCGCCAAAAGUCUCGUUUACACCUGGAAUGCGAGAUCAUCGAAUCCAGCAGCAACAAAGACAACAACAACAACAAAGUCAGCAGCAGCAGUUGCAAUCUCAGCAAAUUCAGCAGCAAACUCAGCAACAGCAAAUCCAAGUCGUUCAAGCGCAAAUCGCGCAAUCGCCCACGCAAGUCCCGCAACAGCAGCAGCAGCAACAACAGCAAUCACAACAAAUUCAUAUUCCGCGACUUCCACCGACAAUUUUGACGACGGGCAACGUGAAUGCCACCAAUCCAAAUAGCUUGCCGGGCAAUCAGCAACAACAGCAGCAGCAAAUUAUUACCGCUGCUGGCCCAUCAACGACAAACGUCAUCAACAUAAGCAAUUUAACGCAAUCGCAAUUGCAGCAGUUGCAGCCACAGUUGUUCGCCAACGCAGCACAAAAUGCCGAGAAUGGCGGGCAACAAACGGUGCAGAUAACGGCAAAUGCUGCGCAACAAUUUGUACAAAAUGCUCAAAUGACGGGACAGCAAAUAAAUAUCGGGAAUGGAUCCGUUUUGUUGUUGCAACAAAGUCCCGGAGGGAAUAUUACGAUGGCAACGAAUGCUCAACAUGCGGCGAGUGUCAUGCAACAGGCACGUCAAGCUGGCAAUUUGGGGACUUCGGUGCCGAUUUUGCAAGCGCAACUCCAAGCCGGACAACAAACCCAAACGACUCAACAAGUUAUGCAGGCAAGAUCAACUCCCUCGCCCCAGCAACAACAAAUCCACUCGACAAAUCCGCAAAUUAAUGCAUUAGUGACGAGCUUCAUCAACACCGAAAAUCAACUGAAGCAGCAAAAACAGGCUCAGGCUCAAGCACAAGCUCAGGCCCAAGCCCAAGCACAGGCUCAAGCUCAACAGCAGCAGCAACAACAACAACAGCAAAAUUUGACUGCGGCACAAAAAUCGAGUAACGCUGCGAUAAUCAGUUUACUCAAUAGUGGUCCCGCGCCAAUGACGAGCUCAGCAGUUGGCACGCCAGGAUGCGGCAUCACGCUCUCAUCUCCGCAGGAUGGCAUGAAAAAUCAACAAGUGCGAAAAGCGGUUUUGCAGCAAGGAGGACAACAAGGACAAGGACAGAGAAUUCUAAACCACACGAAUCUCAUUGCCGUGAGUCCCUCGAUGCAGCAACAAAUGCAACAAGUAAUCGGACAGCAAAGUACGGGUGAUAAUAUGCAACAGCAACAACAACAGCAGCAGCAAGUGCGUGUCACGAUGUCUGCAUUAGCGACUCAAUUGGCGUCGCCGCCUGCCAUUAUCAGCACGUCAAAUCUGCAGCAGCAGAAUUUCCAGUUCCAAGGCCAGCAGACAGCAACGUUGAUCAGUACGGGCGGCAAUAACGGAAAUGCGACGCUGAAGCAACAACCGAACACGCCACUCAUUCUCAAUAGUACAAAUACGGCGCGCCUGCUGAAUGCGCAGCAGCAACAACAGUUGCGACAGGGAAUUGCUUCGCCCGGUAGCGAUGUCUCCAAUACCUCGUCCAACAAUUCCGCCUCCACAAAUAACAUUGGUUUCACGAUGACGAAUUUAGGUGCCCUUUUGACGACAACUACGCCAUCGCCGUUGUCGGGCGACAUGUUAGCUGCGAAUGCGUCGCCCGGCGGCCAACAAGCGCCGCAACAAAAUACCACAAAUGCAGCACUCAUUGAAAGACUGACCUCAAACACGAAUGUCGCCGGCAUGCAGCAGCAGCAGCAACAACAGCAACAGGUUGUGCAGCAGAAAAUGACGCCGUCACAGAGCCCGGGGCCCGGGCAAUCGCCAUCGAUGCAAUUCACUGCCCCCUCGCCGAAGCAAAUUCAGCAGAUUCAGGUGCAAUCGCCCGCGCCCAGCAUUUCGCCGCUGUCUAGUCCGCCGCCGCAACAGCAAACGCUCAGCUUGCAAGGCAUCAACUUGGCAAACUUACAAGGUGCAAUUCAGACGAUUCCCGGACUGCAAAAUGUUCAGGUACAAAUACCUGGAAUUGGACAAACUGUCGUAUUUACCACUAAUGCUCAAAACUACACAACACUUCCUUUGGCACAAAUCAUGCCUUCCGGUGUUAAAGGGAUCAACCAACAACAGAUACGCGGUGUCACAACGGGCCAAAAUAUUCCAACGUCUGCCUCAAUUCAACUCCUAGGCAUCCAAAAGCCUCGAAAUAUUCCGACGCAAGUACAAUUUGCGGGCAGAGGAAUUGUCGCUCCGCAACGAGGCACUGUAAAGAUCGCAACACCCAUUUCAGCUGCCUCAAAUCCGCAACAAGCGCAGCAAGCAAACACAAUUAACGUGACACAGUUGACUGGCACAUCGGCGGCCUUACUUUCACCCCAACAACCAACGGCGGUAAUUGCUACAAUGUCGCCCUCAUCCAACAACAACACCAUCAAUCAAGGUAACAUUAAUAAAAAUAAUCGACGACGCUCUGUGGCAGACGGAAAUGCCAACAAAUAAAAAUCGGAGAUCUGUUCUUUAUAUAUUUUACAAUUUUUUUUGAAAAACCGAUCGGAGAUUUAAUUUUUCAUAUAUGUACUUUUGAGCGUUUAUCGUAUUUAUUUUCUGAAUGCUGUAAAGCGAACAAAAGAACCGAAUUAUAAAUUAAUUGUUAAAUUUUUUAAUAUUUAUAUGUGGAGAAUUUUAUUUUUUAAAAUAAAAUUUAUUUUUUAUGCCGGCCUAA
Culicoides brevitarsis is the source of this 4762-nucleotide messenger RNA. RefSeq names its product transcription factor SPT20 homolog-like 1. Gene Ontology annotation, biological process: regulation of transcription by RNA polymerase II. The transcript is spliced from 9 exons. The coding region runs from base 211 to 4539 and encodes 1442 amino acids. Lineage: Eukaryota; Metazoa; Arthropoda; Insecta; Diptera; Ceratopogonidae. Gene Ontology annotation, molecular function: transcription coregulator activity. Gene Ontology annotation, cellular component: SAGA complex. The record is from RefSeq and is a predicted model, not a curated record.